AGUGCUUUCUGCUAGUUCAAUCCCAUUGUGAUUUAAAUACUUAAUAAUGUGUCCUUUAGACAUGAAUUUGAACAGAAUCUAACACGUCUGCUACCACCGACUUAGAGAUUUCCACUAUUUGCAGGGCUUUAAAAUCCCCUGGCUAAACUCCUAUUUUUUUAAUGCCACACGCAUUGAAUUCAUGAAUGUUAUCAGUCUUUUUAAUAAAAUAUUGCCCAUUUUACAACAUUUCCACCCUGCAUAAAUAGAGAUGAUGCUGCUAGCUCACCAUUAGAGUGAGGGAAAAUUUCACCUUUGUCCUCUGAAAUUUCACAGAAAUCAACUGACAAAUGGCAGAUUCAUAGGAGAAAAGACAUACACAUUUAUUUGAUCAUAGUUUUACAUAACAGAGGAGCCUUCAGAUGAGAAUCCAAAGAUACAAGAGAAACUUCCCAUUUUUAUGCUUAGGUUCAAAGCCAUAUGGACAGCCAUGUAGAAAUAUGAUUGAACAUGAAGGGCAUGAUCUAAUACUGAUGGACUGAGUGAAGAAGCCCAGCAAGACCCAUCGUGAGAUUCUUUUUGGCCUCUCUGAGCAGUGUUCCUUUUUUCUUGGUAUGCAAUAAGACCUCUCUGGAAUGGAGGUCUUAUGAUCUACAAUCCAGUAAGGUGGCCUUUUGCCCCACCCCCAGCAUACAAUGAUGGAAAUAGCCAAUGUGAGUUCUCCAGAAGUCUUUGUCCUCCUGGGCUUCUCCACACGACCCUCACUAGAAACUGUCCUCUUCAUAGUUGUCUUGAGUUUUUACAUGGUAUCGAUCUUGGGCAAUGGCAUCAUCAUUCUGGUCUCCCAUACAGAUGUGCACCUCCACACACCUAUGUACUUCUUUCUUGCCAACCUCCCCUUCCUGGACAUGAGCUUCACCACGAGCAUUGUCCCACAGCUCCUGGCUAACCUCUGGGGACCACAGAAAACCAUAAGCUAUGGAGGGUGUGUGGUCCAGUUCUAUAUCUCCCAUUGGCUGGGGGCAACCGAGUGUGUCCUGCUGGCCACCAUGUCCUAUGACCGCUACGCUGCCAUCUGCAGGCCACUCCAUUACACUGUCAUUAUGCAUCCACAGCUUUGCCUUGGGCUAGCUUUGGCCUCCUGGCUGGGGGGUCUGACCACCAGCAUGGUGGGCUCCACGCUCACCAUGCUCCUACCGCUGUGUGGGAACAAUUGCAUCGACCACUUCUUUUGCGAGAUGCCCCUCAUUAUGCAACUGGCUUGUGUGGAUACCAGCCUCAAUGAGAUGGAGAUGUACCUGGCCAGCUUUGUCUUUGUUGUCCUGCCUCUGGGGCUCAUCCUGGUCUCUUACGGCCACAUUGCCCGGGCCGUGUUGAAGAUCAGGUCAGCAGAAGGGCGGAGAAAGGCAUUCAACACCUGUUCUUCCCACGUGGCUGUGGUGUCUCUGUUUUACGGGAGCAUCAUCUUCAUGUAUCUCCAGCCAGCCAAGAGCACCUCCCAUGAGCAGGGCAAGUUCAUAGCUCUGUUCUACACCGUAGUCACUCCUGCGCUGAACCCACUUAUUUACACCCUGAGGAACACGGAGGUGAAGAGCGCCCUCCGGCACAUGGUAUUAGAGAACUGCUGUGGCUCUGCAGGCAAGCUGGCGCAAAUUUAGAGACUCCAGUGCCUUCUGAGAAGGAAGAUCAAGUUUACAUCGAGCAAAGUGACCUUGGAAGACAGGGCACUUGGGAUGUCGUUUUUCUUCUAAUAUUGUUUGAGCUCAAGGUAGAUGGAAAUCUGAAAGGAGUGUGCUCAUGCCAUUUCCAGACCAAGAAAAUACAUUUAUUAUUUGCUAAUUAUCAUAGUUUUGUUCAAUUGCGUUGUUGGUUUUUGCUAUAUAUACACAUGUUGACUGUCAUCUUGUUUUGUAAACUCCUUGCGUUGUUGUUCAGCUGUUCCUCAGUAUCCGAAGCGGGUGGAUUCCAGGACGCUCCGUGGAUAAUAAACUUUGACGACGCUGAGAGCGCGCGGGGAGACCGGAGCCGGCCUGUUCCCCAGAGCCCCCGGAGCCCUCCCAGCCCUCAGGCCUGCGCCUGGGGUGAGCUGAGCCCGGGACUCCGCCUUGCAGGCUCCGGAACCCUCGCUGUGGCUCCCCCGCUCGGCCCAGGCCUUGAAGCCGCGGCGAACCUCUUCCUACCCUACCUCGGGGACCUGGUGGCAGCGGCGGCCUCCCCCAGCCUGGACCCCGCCGGCCGCGGGUCUCCCGGCCCAACCCCACCGACCCAGACCAAGACCGCGCCGAGCCGCCGGGACUCAGCGCCUUCGGGUGGCGGCGGUAAGCGGGGAGGAAACAUGGCGCCGCCCAAAUGCGCCCGGAGGCCGUUAGGCUGUGGAGGGCGAGGAAGGCGGUCCAGAGGCGGCCGGCAGGUCCACGUCCUGGGCGACCGCUCUGUCGCAGUUGGGCGAGACCUACCUAGUCCUGACGGGUCGUAUUUCCAAGACAUUUUCAUAUUCUAUCCAUUGUUUUGUGUGCAUUUUAUUACUUCUGUAUAUAGAGGUAACAACGCUAAGCUUUUUUGAGAUGUCUGUUUCUUCUAGAUGUUCUGAAGUACCUGAUACAUGUUAAAAUUAGAGGUAGUAAAAUGACACAUUUUGUAAAUAACUUUUUGUUAAAAUUCAUAGGAAAUGUUAUUUUGUGGGGGGGGGAUGGCAUGGUGUUUGUGGACUGGUUCAGGGAAGGAGGGGAAAAGGGAGGUGCAGAGAGCUCUAAGCCAGUGUGCUUACAGUGAGGCGAGAUUCACCAUUGUUUCUUAUGAUUGUGCAUUUUGUUUUACUUAUCUAUGUAUACAGUGUAUCUAAAGGACAAACGAGUCCUAAUUUACAACAGCUAGUCUUUCCAGAUGUUAAAGAACUUCUAUCAAUAGAGUAACCUAUCACUAGAGUUCACCUCUAUCAAUAGAGUAACCUCAUUCUCUGCCUGAUGAUUCAAAGGCAUGGGAAGACCAAAACCAUGUGGCAGUUCCUGUUUUUGAUUUUAUUAUAUAUAUGUAUAUAAUAUGAAAGUAGUCAUUAAAGUAGUCUUUCCUUUCGUACUAGGAUCUUCCAAUUCACUGUAUUAGUCAGGGUUCUCCAGAGAAACAGAACCAAAAAUAUGUGUAAAAGAGAAUACACACACACACACACACCCUGAGGGGGAGAGAGAGAAAAAAGAGUGAGAGAGAUUGAGAGUUAAGAAAUAGGCUCACACAAUUUAGGGAACUGGCAAGUCUGAAAUUUGCAGGGCAAGCCAGCAGGCUGUAAAUUUUGACAGAGGUUGAUGUUGCAGCUUGAGUUCAAAGUCUGGAGGCAAAAUUCCCUCUUUUUGGAAGCAGGUCAGUCUUUUCUCUUAAGGCUUUCAACUGAUGGGAUGAGACCCACUCACAUUAUAAAGGGUAAUCUGCUUUACUAAAAGUCUACUGAUUUAAAUGUUAAUCGCAUCAAAAAAAAAAAAAAAAAAAAAAAAAAACACCUUCACAGUAACACCGAGGCUUGUGUUUGAACAAAAACUGGGCACCAUAGUCCAACCAAGUUGAUAUGUAAAAUGAACCAUCACACCAAACCCAAACUUUCAGUGAAGUGAAGCAACAUUCUUCAACUGGAUUAUUAUGCAUCAUGUACGAGACACUCUCAUGUCUUGUUGGUUUCUGGACUCAUGUAUCAGGUUACGGUGACUGCAGGUUUAGGGCAUACACUGCAGCCUGCAGGAAAGCAGUGCUUAUUUACACAGUAUUGUUUCUCAGCUUCAAUAACUAAACCUUCAGCAGGCCAUUCCAUCAUUCAAUAAAGCCCAUUCCAUCAUUCAGUCAAGCCCACUGCUUCUGAAUAUUGAGGUAUGAAGUAUGAAUCAUGAAUUCCAAGGGCAAUUCUAUUGCCACACCCCUUUUGCUGUGAAAUAUGUUUCCUGGUUACAGGUGAUAUUGCAGGGGAUGCCAUGGUGAUGAUUAAGGCUUUGUUCACUAUGUAAAUGGUUCGGGCAUGGAAGACAAAACUGUCCCCACAAUAUUAUUCUGUCCCUAUAAAGACUAACAUUGCUUACUCUAUGCUCAAAGGAGUCCAGAGUAAUCACUAUGCUACUAGUCCAGCCAGACGCCUGGAAAUAGUGCCAAAUCACAUGCUAACCUUGGUGAGAGAAAUGUCAUAAUGCUGAGCCCAUUCAUAGUUUCCAUCCCUGCUUCCAUGUUAAAUUUCUCAUAGGCUCAAUGAGCAAGCCUGCUGGCAAAAGAGAUUGACUGAUUACCUACUAGAUGAGUCAUCUUAUCUACCAUACCACCAAGAUCCAUCUCUGCAGUGGAUGCCCUCUCAUGGGCAUUUAUGUCAGACAGAUAUCUUCAUGAUCUGUGCACUUUUCAGGAAAUUCUUCAAUGUCCUCUUCUCCAGAUUUGCCUGCCAUUAAUUUUCCAGCCUUAUUCUUCACAAAUCUCUCAGCAAAAUAAUAACUUGUUAUCCAAUGCUCCUAAAUCAGUGCAUAUCCAAACUUCUGUGCCUGUCUCCUUCUAUAAAAAAUUAACAACCAGCUAAACUGCCUGUAGUUUGACCACUGGGAAGUUUCCCUUCCUCACCAUCUUUCAGCAACACCUGGAGGGGUACUGUGGUUUAAUGCCAUUUGCUUCUUUCUGUUGCUGGUGUAUAAUGCAGAUUCAUUUGUAAACUGGCCCAUGCUUUUUCCUUCUUUAACAGUUGGCUAAACAUGAAAUAUGGGUGAGAUCAUGCAGGAUUUGUCCCUUUGUGUUUGGCUUAUUUCACUUAACACAAUGUCUUCUAGGUUCAUGCAUGUUGUGAAGACAGGAUUUUGAACGCUCUCACCACAAAGAAAUGACAAGUGUUUGAGGUAAUGGAUAUGUUAAUUACCUUGAUUUGAUCAUUACACAAGUAUACAUGUAUCAAAACAUCAUACUGCACCCCAUAAGUGUGUACAAUUGUUAUUUGUGAAUUAAAAACAAACUAAAAUGAAAUUUAAAAAAUAAUUAUACAAUUUUGGGGGCUUGGGGGUGGGGGAAGGGGAAGUAAAAAAGCAGACAGCAGGUACUCUAGGAGUCAGAGACACAUGAUAACAUUAUUAUGAGUCAGGAAGGUAGGAAAUCAAGUUACUGACAUUUUUUACUCAGUUUAGAACCCAAAGACCGAAGAAACAGAAACAAAUGGGGGAAAUCAUAACUUUUAAAGUAUUAGAUAAAAUUUUUGAGAAAGUUAAAUACUGCAUGUUCUCAUUCAUCUGUGAAAGCUAAAAAAGGGUUGAUCUCAUAGAAAUAAGUAGAACAGAGGAUACUUGAGGCUGGGAAUGGAUAGCAGGGGUGGGGGAAUGAGAAGAGAUUUGUUAAAGGAUACAAAAUUACAGCUCCAUUGGAGGAGUAAGUUCUAGUGUUCUAUACCACUGCGGGAUGACCAUAACAAUAAUAUAUUCUGUAUUUUCAAACAGCUAGAAGGAGGAUAUUGAAUGUUCCCAGCACGAAGAAACGAUAAAUGUUUGAGAUGAUGGAUAUUCUAAUCACACUUAUCUGAUCACUAUACAUUAUGUGCUUCCAAACAUCACUGUUUACCCCAGAAAUAUGUUCAAUUAUUAUAUGUCCACUAAAAGCUAAAAUAAAAAAAUUUUCAAACAUUCAAGAUCUGAAGAAAAACUUCAAUCUGAAUACUAAAAACUUUCCCUAACCUCUUGAAAAGACUAAUUAAAAAUCUCUGGAGUUUGGAUGCACUGUAAUUUUCAUCUGCCAGUUCAUGGCUUUGUUUAAGCUCAGUAGUCAAGUUGGUAGAACCUCCAGAGAAAGCAAUGAGGAAGUGGCAGUAGGACCCUCUGGGACCCGUUACCCCAAAUAUCUGUCAUCUUCUUGACCUCAAGGCUGGGUGUCAACUCAGGACAGGAGUGCAGGUCCUCAUCAGUUUAUGUGGGGAUAGCAGACAACGCAGACCCUCCCAGAACCAUGAGGACAGCACUGUGCUUUGCCCUGACCAUCCAUCAGCCCCUGUUUGGCACAGAGGAGAAUGAUGACCAUAACUCACACUCUCCUCCAACUGCCUUAAAUGCUCAGGCUGAUUGGUCAUGUGCUCACCCAACUGCUCCCUAAAUGCUUAACAGAAAAUGAAGACAUCCUCUCCAGAACCCAAGGAAAUACACUUGAAAUGUGAUUUGUACCUCAGAUUGGCAUCCAAGAACUGAAAGAAACACCAGGCAUUCCACACAAUUUCUGGCUCCACAUCCAGUAGAACUAUUGGAAUCCUCCAACAUAACCAUCUUGAGGCAGUAAAUCCUGAAAGAAAGUGAAAGAAGACCUUUCUAAAUAGAGGGAAGUCCCAUCUUACUUGGAUUUAAGUUAUAGUAAAUGAAGAGGAAAAUGCUAACAUGCCAUAUUGGACACCACUUGUCUUUCGAUGCCAGGUCCCUUUUCAGCCGAAUAUGUCAGAAUUUUCUAGGCUCCAUCUUUUCUUUUAUUCCUCUUGCAGCAACCAUAGGCUUUGAUGGCUUCUCACAGGACAGAAAACCUGGAUCAUCCCAAACCUGCUCUGUGAACCCUCUACUUCAUGUAUGGGUUUCCUCCCAUGCUGCACACUGUGAGGGUCAUGCAUCACCACAGCAUGCACAGCUGAGAAAUGUGGAGAGUGAAGGACCCAGGCCACAUUGACUGUGGGGAUGUAAGCCAGUGGAGACACACUUCCUGAAGUAAGAUGCAUUUCACAAAGCUCCCAGUUUCCAGAAGGAUGGAGCACCAGUCACCCUUGGUCAUGGCCAAACCCUCUUUGUCCUUGCCCUUUCCUGCUCUCUGGGAUCACAGAACAUGUGCACUGGACACAGCUUCUGCCUUGGAAACACCCAGACUAAGGUAAUUUCUCACACACCAGUUUAUCUUCCAGCUUCUGUCAGAACUUUAGGUCAGGUAUUAUGAGCCAGAUAGAGUAAAAAAUAUAAACUUUAAAAAUUAUAAUCACCCUCAACAUGGCAAGCUUCUCAUGGUAAGAAAGGAAUGCAAGAAUUCAGAAACUAACCCAGGGAAUAGCAGGCUCAAGAUUUCUUGGCAAAUAAAUUCACUUAAUAGAUCACAGAUAUUUUCUCAUCUCAACACAUGCUGUGCACAGGUAUAUUUCAAACCUAAUCACCGUGGAAUUUCUCAUUUUCAUUAUUACAAACAAAGCUACAAUAAGUUCAUGUGUAUUGAAAUCCUUGCAAACUUGACUAGUAGCUCAAGAUAAAUUUUAGAAUAAAAAAUCAAAUGGUAUUCACAUGUAUAUACUCUGAAGCAUAUAUUUGGUCUUCAACAGGUUUCCAGGCAUACAACUACUAAAAUCCUUGGAUUCCUUAAAGUGGUACUUGUAUGUUAAUGAGUUGACAAAUGGCUAGUAGUCCCUACGUAGCUUCAGGAUGGGAGCUGGGCACCUGAAAGACCAAGGCAGAAUUAGAGAAUUAAGAUAGUCAGACCCAGCCCCCAACCUCCAUGGAGGGAAGAAGGGAUGAAUGUUAAGCAGAACACCAAUGGCCAGUGAUUUAAUCAGUCAUGCCUACAGAAUGAUGCCUCCAUAAAAACCCUCAAGGACUGGGUUCAGAGGGCUUCCAGAUAGCUGAAGACGUGGAGGUUCCUGGAAGGUGGUGAACCUGGAGAGAGCAUGCAAGCUCCACAGCCUUUCCCUAUACCUCACCCUAUGCAUCUCUUCAUCUGCAUCUCUUGCGAUAUCCUUUACAAUAAACUGCUAAAUGUAGAUGCCUCCAUGAGUUCUGUGGGCUGCUCUAGCAAAUUAAUUGAACCCAAGAAGGGGGCUGUGGUAACCCAGACUUACAGCUGAUUGACUGGUCAGACACACAGGUAAAAAGAACUUGAGGCUUAUAAUUGGUAUUGGAAACGGGGAUGUCUUAUGAGACUUAGCCCUCACCCAGCAGACCUGGCGUUAUUUCCAGGUAGAUAGUGUCAAAACUGAAUUGAAGGACACCCAGCUGGUGUCUGCCAUAGGAUUGAUUGUUUGCUUGGUGUAUGGGCUUAACCCCAUCACCUUUAGUCACAGAAGUCUUCUGUGUUGAUUGUUGAGUGAGAGAAUAGAAAAAGCGCUUUAGUUUGUUUUUCCUUAUAGAACAUGUUGACAUUAUGUGGACAUAUUUAAAUUUCCCUUCAGACACCAAAUUCGUACUUUUGCCAAUAAUGUGUACAAAGGCAUAUAUUCUCACAGUUUCACUAACAUUUGAUUUUGUUAGUAACUUUAGUUUUACUUGCAAAUCUUACCUCAGUAUCAUUUUAUUUGGCAUUGAUUUAAUCAUUAGUGAGGUUUAACAUCUUCUGGUAUGUUUUGGGGCUAUUUGUGUUUCUUCAAUAAAUUGUUUUUUUCUUAAAUUUUCAUUGUUUUACCUUUUUGCUUACUGAUUUGUAGCGGUAGUUGACAUGAUUCUACACAUCUUUGUCAUCAUAUAAGUGUUGAAUCGUUUUUCUAGUGGGACGUUUUAUCCUUUUGCUAUGUUUUGUUUGUUUCCUUUGUGGUACAAAAGUUUUAAAUGUUAUAUGUAUUAAAUAAACUAUCAAUCAUGCCUUUAUG
This is a messenger RNA of Homo sapiens (human), 8509 nucleotides long. It is a transcript of the gene OR2C3, whose product is annotated as olfactory receptor family 2 subfamily C member 3. Gene Ontology annotation, cellular component: plasma membrane; membrane. Gene Ontology annotation, molecular function: olfactory receptor activity; G protein-coupled receptor activity. Gene Ontology annotation, biological process: G protein-coupled receptor signaling pathway. NCBI's taxonomy places the organism in Eukaryota, Metazoa, Chordata, Mammalia, Primates, Hominidae. The coding region runs from base 675 to 1637 and encodes 320 amino acids. The transcript is spliced from 3 exons. The record is from RefSeq and is marked validated.